CGUCACUUACGUAUUUUUUCCCGGUUGAAGACUUCGAGAAGACAGCCCGCCGGCGCGUUUAAGCAAGACAGGGACUAGGCUAGGCUAAUUUUUUUUAAGUUCGCUGACAAUAUUGUUAAGCGUUAACAUCAUGGCCGAUAAAAUGGAUAUGUCUCUAGAUGACAUUAUCAAACAGAACAGGGUUCAGCGAGGUGGUGCAGGAGGCCGCGGUGGAAGAGGCCGCGGCCGAGGAGGCUCUGGCGGGGGCCGAGGUGGUAGUGUUGGGCGAGGCGCCGGUGGAGGCUUUGGAGGCCGUGGUGGAGGAUCCGGCCCCUUGAGGAAUCGACCAAACCUGAUCCGUGGUAGAGGCAGACCUACACCGUACAGCAGGCUCCCGGAGAAGUGGCAGCACGACAUGUACGACAACGGCUUUAACGCCGGGGGCGGAGGAGGCGGAGCCAGUGUGGAAACCGGAGGGAAGCUUCUGGUCUCCAACCUUGACUUUGGAGUGUCAGACGCAGACAUUCAGGAGCUGUUUGCUGAGUUCGGGACAUUGAAGAAGGCAGCUGUUCACUACGACCGCUCAGGCCGGAGCCUUGGCACGGCCGACGUCCACUUCGAGAGGAGAGCGGACGCCCUGAAGGCCAUGAAACAGUACAACGGUGUCCCUCUAGAUGGGCGGCCCAUGAACAUCCAGCUGGUUACGUCACAGAUCGACACACAGAGACGUCCACCUAUGCAGGGCCUGAACCGAGGCGGAGGAGGCAUGAACAGGAGGGUGGGCGGGUUUGGCGGCAUGCAGAGAGGCCGGGGAGGACGAGGAGCCCUCGGGGGAGGGGGGACCAGAGGCCGGGGCCGAGGGGGCCGGGGGAACAACAAGCAGGCACUCUCAGCCGAGGAGCUAGACGCUCAGCUAGACGCUUACAACGCCAGGAUGGAUACCACCUGAAGAUCCCCUCCGAUCUGCGUGGAAGGCUUUGGCAGUUCAAACUUGCAUAAUAUUUUACACUUGGAUGUCUUCUAAUGUGAUUAUAAUUCGUGUACCAAUCUUGCUCCUUUUAAAUGUUCAAAGUGUUUUUUACCGAUUUUGUUUUUUUCUUUUUGAGAAAAAAAAAAAAAACUGGUUUUGACUGUAGGUAGAGGAGUAGGACUUCUCCCUGUUUCUGAUCCUGCCACUGUAGAUUAUUGUAAUAAAACCUGCAGUUUGCAUUAACCAUA
This is a messenger RNA of Osmerus eperlanus (European smelt), 1197 nucleotides long. RefSeq names its product Aly/REF export factor (gene alyref). Bases 131 to 928 code for a protein of 265 amino acids. Gene Ontology annotation, biological process: mRNA export from nucleus. Gene Ontology annotation, molecular function: mRNA binding. Gene Ontology annotation, cellular component: nucleus. The record is from RefSeq and is a predicted model, not a curated record. Lineage: Eukaryota; Metazoa; Chordata; Actinopteri; Osmeriformes; Osmeridae. The transcript is spliced from 6 exons.